UCUGAAUUGAAAAUCUUCCAAAGUUGGUAUCACCAUGAGUUCAACAUUGAGAGUUCCGUCUACUAAUCGGAGAAGAGUAUACUUUCAGCUAGUAUGUUUAGUAUUUUUUAUGACUGCGGAUCUGGCAUUGGCAGAACCAGGACCGGUAUUCAGUCUUCCGCAGAAUAUUUGUACUAAGCCUGCUUGCAAGGCUACAGCUAAUGAGUUCACGAGGAAUAUGAACCCUUACGCACCUCCUUGUACGGAUUUCUUCGAGUUUGCUUGCGGGAAGUUCAAAGAUCAUCACCCACUCGGCCCCGAAGAGAGCACGACCGAUUUCUUCACAGAAAUGGAAAAAGAAAUUAAUAAUCGAAUGCGAGAAAUUGCGGAGGCCCCAGUCAAGGACUCUGACAGUGCCUCCCUGAAGAAAGCCAAAUUGGCGUAUCAAGUGUGUAUGAAUGAAGACGCUCUCGAUCAGGAGGGCAUAAAUCCUAUAGCUUCAGAUAUACAAAAACAAAAAGGAUGGCCGAUGGCAAUGGAUAAUUGGAACUGGAAAUCCCGAACCUGGAUGGACAUAGAAAAGUCAUAUACAAGUAAAUUAGGCGAAUCAGCAUUUUUCACAGCCAUUGUUGAACGCAAUAACAUUUUCAAAUCAACAAAUACUCUGACGUUAAAGCCUCCCGUAUUUUUACUGCCUUCCUACGUACUAAAUAAUCCGGACCAACAUCAGGACAAAAUCGAGUUAUAUCGCGACUUUAUUGUUGACAUAGUGAAGAAUUUUCAAACGUCCGUCAACAUCCCUAAACAGAACCUUCGUGAUGAAGCGCAACAAAUAAUAAAUUUGGAAAUCGAGUUGACACGACUUAAAAAUCUCGCUGACGUCCGCCAAAGAAACUCACUUUCACAUACGACUCCUAAACAAUUUCAAAUAGAGUAUGACAUUAUUCCUCACAGAACUAGUAAUUCAAAGAUAAUUUGGAUGGAUAUGAUCAAUAGCAUUUUCUCGCAAACGAAUUACGUUCUUCCUCCGUCUGGUUUUCUAAUUUUAGAAAAUGAAAUCUAUUUUAAACAAUUGGCGGUGCUGCUGGAUAAAACACUAACCCGAGUAUUAGUGAAUUUCGUACAUUGGCAGUAUGUUCGACGUUUACUAAGAUAUUGCGACCAAGCUACAAGAAAUCGGUACACUGUUUUAAAAAAAGAGUUGCUUCGCGGAAAUUCACAGGAUCGGUGGCUGGAAUGUUUGCAUCAAAAUCCUGCAGAAAUUUCGUUGAUCCACCGGUACCUGAAGAAUCACGUCUCAAAGAAAUCUCUCGAGACUAUUGGCAAAAUGGUUGACUAUCAAAAGUCUCGACUGGAGCAACAAAUUCUUCAUAGUACUUGGCUGGACAAUGCUAUGCGCAAUGAGUUGGCCAAGAAAGCUGAAACGGUGAAUAAAUUUCUGGGAUAUCCUGCUUGGUAUAAGGAUACUGAAGCCAUUGACAAAUAUUUUUCCACGCUAGUGGUUAGAGACACCCACUUUAAAAAUGCAAUGUAUUUCAAAAAGUUCACCAUCUAUCGAGCGAUAAAGUUAUUGCAAACACCAGCCGAAAAGUACCCGGAAAGCUUGAUAUGGAGCGAGGGUGUUCUUGAACCAAAUGCAUAUUUCAAUCAACCUCUCAAUUCAUUGAUUGUACCUGCUGGAAUGUUGUUAUCUCCUUUAUUCCACGGCGAAGACGUGCCCGAAAAUGUUUUGUAUGGCUCUACUGGCGGUGUAACAGGCCAUGAACUAUCCCACGCAUUUGACGAUCAAGGACGUCAAUACGCAUAUGAUGGCUCUCCCUUGGCCUGGAGUCAGAAUAACUUACAGGAAUACAGAGCACGAGCCAAUUGUAUCGUUAGGCAAUUCGAUGCGUAUCAAAAUAGAGAAAGGCCACAACAUGGCCGAAACUCUUAUGGAAAGAGGACAGAAAAAGAGAACAUGGCCGAUACAAAUGGAAUGUACGUUACUUAUGCUACUUAUAAAUAUCGGGCCGCACAAAGGAAUAAAGAAUACCAAAAGUUGCCUGGACUGGAAGAUUUGACAGACGAUAAGCUGUUUUUCCUCUCUUUUGCCAAUACAUGGUGUUCCUAUACAAAACCGGAGCAGGUUUUGUUCAUGACACUCAUUAAGGCGUCCCAUAGCAUUCCAAGACAUCGUGUAAUUGGUACUUUGUCGAACAUCAGAAGCUUCGCCGUGGCGUUUGGAUGUCUACCUAACACUCCCAUGAAUCCUCGGGAUAUAUGCUACUUGUGGGAUUGAAUUCUUGUAACUUUAAAUAAUUUAUGAGUAUCUACUCUCAACAUAUCCCUCCUGCGAUCGUCUUCAUCCAACUGCUCCAAUUGUUAUGGACAUUUUUUAUUUGUAUUUGGAUAUAUAAAAUAAACACUUCCGGGAAGCACAACGAACAUUA
Orussus abietinus is the source of this 2408-nucleotide messenger RNA. RefSeq names its product neprilysin-11. Gene Ontology annotation, biological process: protein processing. The coding region runs from base 35 to 2257 and encodes 740 amino acids. Gene Ontology annotation, cellular component: plasma membrane. NCBI's taxonomy places the organism in Eukaryota, Metazoa, Arthropoda, Insecta, Hymenoptera, Orussidae. The record is from RefSeq and is a predicted model, not a curated record. Gene Ontology annotation, molecular function: metalloendopeptidase activity. The transcript has 18 exons.